Molecule: messenger RNA, 1107 nt
Organism: Aspergillus ochraceoroseus IBT 24754
Lineage: Eukaryota; Fungi; Ascomycota; Eurotiomycetes; Eurotiales; Aspergillaceae
Product: purine-nucleoside phosphorylase
Exons: 5
Coding region: 1-1107 (368 amino acids)
Biological process (GO): transmembrane transport
Cellular component (GO): endoplasmic reticulum
Source: RefSeq, a predicted model, not a curated record
AUGAAGCUUUUCAAGUCUUUUGUCGCGGCGUCGCUGUUUGCCAGCAGCUGGCUGCUGCCCCUGACCCUAGGGGAAUCAGUUGCCCGUGCCACGGAUCGCAAGAUCGCUCCCAAGGUGUUCAUUCUGUCCAUGUUUGAGCCUGAAGCUGAAGUGUGGUGGGGCAUUCCGGAAUUCAACUUGCUGGCGCAUAACAUCACCGUCCCUGGGGCAUCUCCUCUCUUCCCCAAUGUUCACUGCACAGAAGACUUCCAGGUCUGCCAGCUGGUGACCGGUGAAACUGAAAUCAAUGCCGCGGUCACCGUGUCAUCUGUAAUUUUCUCGCCUUUCUUCGACCUCCAGCACACUUAUUUCCUCAUUGCCGGGAUUGCGGGAAUUAACCCUAAGGUCGCCACUAGCCUCUUCGUCCAAGUUGCCCUGCAGUAUGAGAUUGAUAUACGAGAGAUGCCGGGCGCAUAUGCGCCAAACCAAUACCCUACAAGCAUCUACGGCACGGAAGUGUUCGAGGUUAAUGCUGAGCUUCGCUCAAUGGCCGCUGCAUUCGCCAGAAAAGCUCAGCUAGCAGACAAUGCCAUAGCCAAGCAAUACCGUAGCUUGUAUGCCACUCCAGAAGGCAUCUACGCUGCUGCUACCAAGGACCCGUCCGUGCUCGAGUGCGAUACCGCCACGAGCGACGUCUACUUCAGCGGCCAUUACCUCGGCGAUGCAUUCGCAGACUUCACUACCCUGAUGACAAGCGGCAAGGGGCAAUACUGCAGCACUCAACAGGAGGAUAAUGCGACCCUGGAAGCUCUGCUGCGUGCUGCUGCCCAUGGUGUGACCGAUUUCGCUCGAGUCAUUAUCAUGCGCACAGCCUCGGACUUUGACCGAGCGCAUUCAAACCAGACAGCGAUGGAUAACUUGUUUUAUGCGGAUCAGGGUGCCUUUGAGCCAGCCCGUGGAGAACCUCUAUCCGUGUUCGCUCAGGGAGUGAAGCCGUCUAGCUAUAUUGGUGAUAUCUUCGGAACUCUUGGUGGGACCCCUGACUUUGGAGAUAAUGUGUCCAAGACGAAGAGGUUGAUCAGUCCAUCCAGUUUGUUAUACCUUGUUUUCCUACAUCGGACUAGAUGA